Messenger RNA from Pocillopora verrucosa, 3016 nucleotides. RefSeq names its product angiopoietin-related protein 7. The record is from RefSeq and is a predicted model, not a curated record. Lineage: Eukaryota; Metazoa; Cnidaria; Anthozoa; Scleractinia; Pocilloporidae.
GGGCAUGCUUAUAAAAAGUUAGAAUGCACUCUGCUCGGACAGAGUGUAAGAUCCUUCGAUCUACCUAGAGGCAGUGCCCGAGAACUCGCUGAAUCUGCAAGAAAUUUCUGUAGCACAUUUGGAAGGCCACAUCCCUUGCAAUUUAUACUGAGUUGGAUUGAGCUUCAAGCAUGAGAAUGACUUCUGUUUCCCUAAGUUGGACUUUACUGCUUGUGGCGCUUUUCAUAAUGACAAAACGUUUCGCUUCGACGCGUGGAGCCCCUUGCCAUAAUGACACCCGAGGAUCCCUGAAAGAAAUACAGAAACAACUUGGACGGCUUCAAUUGCAAGUUAAAAUUCUAAAGGAAAACAAAAGAACAAGGAUAUCCAAGAACUGUGCUGAGCUGUAUAAAUCCGCUAUGAGAGUCAGCGGUGUCUAUACAAUCGACCCUGAUGGUUCUGGUGCCUUUGAUGUAUACUGUGACCAGACAACAAGUGAUGGGGGGUGGACUGUAUUUCAAAGAAGACUUGAUGGCUCUGUCGAUUUCAACCGCACCUGGGAUGAAUACAAAUAUGGCUUUGGCAAUUACCUCAAAGGAGAGUUUUGGCUCGGAUUUGACAAGAUCCGUCGCCUGACAAGAAAUGAAACAAAAAAUAGACUCCGAGUGGAUCUUGGAGUAGCCCCUAAUAAAGCGGUGCACACUGAAUACGAGUGGUUUGGAUUAGGAGAAGAAAAAGAUAAGUACAGGUUGAGCCUUGGAAAUCUAUCGGAAGGCUCGACAGUUAACGAUUCUCUCCACCCUCAUAUGGGCCUGUCUUUUAACACAUGGGACAAGAAUGAUUGCGCUUCUUCUGAUCGCAUGAAUAUUGGAGGAGGAUGGUGGUACAUGAGUAAAAAGAGCUGUUCUUUUGCCUCAAAUCUCAACGGUGUUUAUCGAGGGGACGGAAGGGGAAAGUUUCAUUGGGGAUUCUUAGUUCCUGACGAGCCAGAACUCACCACUCCCCAAACAUCAGAAAUGAAAAUCAGACCAGUUGACUAUUCGUAGAUUUUUUUUUCUUCACGAAUUAUUUUGGCCACGAAUAUAUUUUGCUAGGAAGUUUGAUGGGGUUGGAAGGCAGAGAAAAGAAAUAAAGGAGACUAGCUGGUGAACUAUAUAAGACCAUAAGAGGCAGCGAAGCCUUGUUUUAUUAAUGGCAUCUUCACAAGGCAACUCUUUAAGUGAACCAGUUUUGUCAGUCGCUUUUCCUUCAUACCAAGCUUUAUCAUUAUAAGCUACUAGCAUGUAUCUAAGGCGAUUCGUUGUUGAUAUUCUCCUUUUUUCACGAAAUCUAAAUAAUUAGAUGUUAAUAUCGCUAAUACCUUGGUAUUAACGUUAGAAACGACCCUGUUAAUGUUGACUGGGAUAUAUUAUAUCGGUAAAGAGUGCUCUACCCUUCCGAGCAACCGGAGACACAAAAUCCCCGCGUCGAGAGUUGAAUUUCUGACCAAUUUUCUGAAUAUUGUUGUUGAUGUUUUUUUAUUUUGUUUUUGUUGUUUUGUUUUUGGUUCUUGUGUGAACUGUAUCACCUCAAAUGGCUCAGAACAAUUCUAUUUAACUCCCUAAUCUACUUUUUUCCUCAGGAAAAAAAAAAUGAGCGCACUUUCCGGUCAAAAGCCUAAAAGAUUGUCAUUGCUUGAUGAGUUCUAUGACUACUAUUUUUAAUAUAGACUUUCUAGACACAUGAUCAUGAUCACUAGGAAUAUUGGGAGGUGGUGGCGUAAACCUUCUGCAAGGGGAACAAGCAAUCAUGGCGUAGUUUGUUUGUUUUUUUUUGGUACCUGUUUUGCUUGCCCUUUAUCAAUCGAUAUAAGAUCAUAACUCUUUUUAACGUUAAGAGAAUAUCAACUCUAAUAAUCUAUUGUUUUCGUAUAACUGUAACUGCCAACUGUUUUUAGUCUUUAGUUUACCUACUGCACAUCGGCGUUGUUUUUAUGAGUGAAAAGGCGAGAUUCAUUAGCAGCCAUUCGUUCUUACUGAAGUGGGUUAGAUAAAAGUUUUGUUCGACUUUUUGAUGACAUUAACUGCUUUAUCCUAUAAGGUUGUAGUUUUAAGAAAAUGAACGACACUUUUUAAAAACAUUUUUCGACAGUUCUUCUGUCAUCUUCAGUUCUGAAUGAUACAAAGUUCAACGUUGAAUUCAAAUGUUGAUUGGACAAGACAAACAUUGGUAACAGAAUAACCAAUGCAUUUACAAGGAAAGUUUUAAAUUAACAUUAUAAAGUUGAUGAUUAGGUGUAGGUUUCUCCCCUUGAAUGUGGAUAGCUUCUUUGAUUUUAAGUUGAAAAGUUGUGGAAGCGUGAUCUACAAAAUUCUCUCUAUUAUUCAGAACUGAAGAUGACAGAAGAACUGUCAAAACAUGUUUUUAAAACGUUUGACACCCGAAGAUAUAAACAUAGGCAUGCUAUGCAAGCAAGAAUUACUUUUUGGGGGUGGGUGGAUUACUUGAAACAUUGCAAGUGAUGUCUACAUCUUCAGUUAACAAAAGGAAAGAAGAGUAUCAACGUGGAAAAGAACGAAAAUGGCGAAUUAACUGACACACAGGUAUUUCGUGGUAGAUUGUGUGUGUUGUACGAAUAACUGUAACCAAAAAUAAACUGUAUUGGUGCCACGGAUACCUGUAGGUAAAAAAUGCAGACUGCAGACUGCAGACCGGAUACAAAAUGUAGACUAGGUACAAAAUGUAGAUUGCAGACUGCAGACUGCAAACCGGAUACAAAAUGUAGACUAGGUACAAAAUGUAGACUGCAGACUGCAGAAUGGGUACAAAAUACAGACUGAGAAUCUAAAGAGUUUUUUCGUUUAGUGAUAGCAUGUCAUCUUACAACUUACCGAGCGUCACGCAAUCGCUUUUCCGUGAUCAUCCUUCACGAUUAUUUGCACUACUGUGGAAUAUUCCUGGUCCAUUUCUUGAUCAAAAUCGAUCUUAAUAUAAUUUCAAACCCUCAUGUAGUCUUCUCACUUUGCGCGCGAGUUGGUUGGUAUGAUGUCUGUACAUA